Messenger RNA from Penicillium subrubescens, 1409 nucleotides. Its product is annotated as SDR family oxidoreductase. The record is from RefSeq and is a predicted model, not a curated record. Gene Ontology annotation, molecular function: oxidoreductase activity, acting on the CH-OH group of donors, NAD or NADP as acceptor. NCBI's taxonomy places the organism in Eukaryota, Fungi, Ascomycota, Eurotiomycetes, Eurotiales, Aspergillaceae. The transcript has 4 exons. Bases 35 to 964 code for a protein of 309 amino acids.
AUUCGGGCCACUGCCUCACUGCCUUUGUUCCUGGAUGGGGUGGUUGCUUACCAACCAGACAUUUCUUUGUCCUCAUCCCCAGCCUUAUCGGAACGUUCGACCCUGGCGCUGGCCAACAACGGGGUUUAAAAUCUGGCCCAGUGUCCGUGUCCAUCUGCCAUUCCAACGUACAUCCUCGUCCGCACAGACUCGGGACUCCGCAAUGGCUUCGAUUCUCAUCACUGGCGCCUCCAGGGGCUUCGGCCUCGCCCUCGUGCGCGAACUCUCCUCCCGCCCCGCCGCCCAGGUCAGCAAGGUCUUUGCCGCCGCGCGGGGCGACUCCCCGGCCUUGAAGGAGGUGGCUGCUGCCUCGUCCGGACGGGUUUCGGUCGUGCGGCUCGACGUGACCGACGAGCCGUCCAUCAAGAGCGCCGCUGCCGAGGUCGAGGCCCAGCUCGGGGGCAAGGGGCUGGACGUCCUGAUCAACAAUGCCGGCGUCUGCCAAUACGCCGGCGACGGGGUGAAGUCCAUGGAUAACCUCGAAGAGAGCUUGGCCAUCAACGUCUUUGGUGUCCACAGGGUGACUCAGGCGUUCCUCCCCCUCUUGCAACGGGGCUCUCUCAAAAAGGUUGCCAACAUUACUACCUCACUCGGCUCCAUCACGCUGGCGGCUGCGGCCCACUACCUGCCGGCCCCGGCCUACAAGAUCUCCAAGGCAACCCUGAACGCGCUCACUGUCCAGUACGCCCUGGACUAUGAGAAAGAGGGCUUUGCCUUUGUGGCGAUUGCUCCCGGCUGGCUGAAGACCGAUCUUGGCGGCGGUGACAUGGCCGAUCUGACCCCCGAGCAGGGGGCCAAGGCCUCGCUGGACAUCCUGUUCCGCCCCAACGCUGAGAUCAACGGGCAGUUCCCCAAGGUGUUGAUCCCCGGAUGGGAGAAGGCCAAGGGGCCCAACGUCUACGACGGCACCAAUGUCCCCUGGUAGGAUGGAUUCCCAUGGCAGUGUCAGAUGGACAGUGGCAUUCAAGGUCCAGUAGGGGGGACGUGUCGCAUGCACAUUCUAUAGCACAAUACAAGGAAAUAAAAUCAGGCGGGGGUCAAAGCUUCACACCCUUUUUAUCAAAUUGUACAUUACUGGUGCCGGGGACCGGAGAGAUCUAGUAAAACCUGAGAAGCUGAAUAGAUUCAGAAUCAACCCAGCCUGCCCAAUUUCUAGAAGAUAACUCCUGGGAUCGGUUGUGGACAAGGCAGAUUAUAGGUGGUGAGUUCUGACCCUACAGUAUACAGUGGCCGUUCAUUAGGGUUUGGACUGUGGUACUCUUCUGUCCUACACCGUCUUCCUUUACCGCCUGCUUUUAUUGUCUGCUUACUACCUUACUUUGUAGCAUAAACACUUACGCGCUAACGCGUUAUUAUCAAGAUUACACUAC